Molecule: messenger RNA, 1237 nt
Organism: Erigeron canadensis
Lineage: Eukaryota; Viridiplantae; Streptophyta; Magnoliopsida; Asterales; Asteraceae
Product: seipin-1
Exons: 2
Coding region: 1-1182 (393 amino acids)
Biological process (GO): lipid storage; lipid droplet organization
Cellular component (GO): endoplasmic reticulum membrane
Source: RefSeq, a predicted model, not a curated record
AUGAAUCCACAGGAAAACCAACACCAACAAAACCCUGCAGGAGGGUUAUUAUCCCAACAACCAAACACACUACUUAAUUCCAUCAUUUUACCUUUUAUUUCAAUCUUUUCAUCAUCCCCUGCAACCAAACAAACCUCUGAUGACACCACCACCCCUAAUUACUAUUCAGAAAACAAUAUCAGCAUCAGUAUGCUUUUCAAGAAAGCAAUGAUGGGUUUUCUGGCUGCUGGAUAUAUGUGUCUACUUUUGAUGGGUUUGAUGAUGUUGUCGGUUGUGUUGGGGGUGUUUUUGGUUCGGCUUUGGGUUGAAGAACCGGUUUUUGUUCAACAAAACUUGUAUUUUGAUUAUACUGAUGUGAAUCCUUAUGCUGUUUUGGAUUUUGGGUUAUUUGUUGAUAACUAUAAUAAUUAUUAUGGUAAUAAUAAAGUGAUGAUGAAAGGUAUCCCUGUUGGACAUAUGUGUGAUGUUCGUUUGGCUUUUGUCAUGCCCGAUUCGGAUUAUAAUCGAUAUCUUGGCAUGUUUCAGGUAGUUGCCGAGUCUGUAUCAUCAAACGGGGAUGUCAUAGCUAGAACAAGCCACCCGUGCAUGCCACAUUUCCGAAGCGAACCUAUCCGAGCUAUGCAAACAUUGCUCUGGAGCGCGCCAUUAGUGUUGGGGUUCAGAAGCGAAAUCCAAACAGUAAACAUGCCCCUCUUGAGAUACAAGGAACACUACCAUCCCAGAACACAAGCCAUCCGAAUUUCUAUAAUUCCGAGGGCAGGGACGCCCUUUCUUCCACAAUUAUAUGAAGCAAAAAUAACUGUGAGAUCCGAGCUACCAUGGAGAAAAGCAUUAGUCCGAAACUGGAAGUGGACAUUCUACGUUUGGACAUCUUUAUAUGUUUACCUUACGCUACUUGUACUUCUCGUAUCUUGCUUUAGGUCAAUCAGGUUCCCUGCCAUGACGACAUUCUCUGGCUAUCAAAGAUUGGCAACUUCGGAUGAUUCAUUAGAAGAGCCACCACGGGCAUUUGGCACAAGAGGUAGACCGACUUCAGAGAAUCUCAAACGAUGGAGACAAGGUAGAAGCAAGAGAAAGGCUAUGGGUGGAGGGUCGGAUGCGACGAGCAUGAGUGUAACAAGACAUGAAGAUGCUAGUGUAGCUACCGAGGAGGUCGGAGACUCGGAGUCAGUUUGUCAAUGAGGUAUAGUCCGUGAAAGUGGUGAGUAAUUAGUCGGAAUGUGUUUUGUUAAUUACU